UGGGAUGGCUGCGUUUCCCUCCUUUUGAGUCGGGAAGAUGCAAGAAGCCGAAGGAGGAGCCCAAGACCCAGCAGGAGCUGCGGGAAGCGGCCCUGCGCAUUUGGAGUCGGCACCAGAGGCUGGACCAGCUCUUGCUGGAGAAUGGAAGUUCAGAAGAUGGCAAGUCCAUACUUUCCAGUAACCUCAGCAGGGGCGGAAGUCAAAUGUCAGUUCCAGAACAAUUUGUAGUCACAGCCUUGAAGGACGAGGCCUCUGUGCUGGGAAUGCCAGCAGGAAUCUUAUCAGCCAGAAUGGCAGCCAACCUCAUUGAGAAGAUCUCUAUGGAAUCGGAUGAGACUACACUAUUGGGUGCAGAACACAGAAAGAAGUUGUUCUGUUUGUUCCAGUCCUUGAAGGAAUUAUUAGCUUACAAUGCUUUCUGCCAUUCUGCUUUUGCUCAAGAAAUAUGGAAAACACAGCGCCCACCUAUUUUGGAAGUCGCCUGGCACCUGCAUAGAGAGAACAUUGUUCGUUUGGAAGAAUUACUGGAGAAGAAUCUGGAGGUUCCUACACUGGUGGAUUGGUUGUCGAGUAGCCUUCGCCUCCUGUGCCAUCAGAUGGAAGAAACGGACACUGAGAUUGGCCAGAACAUUCUCACAGACUUGGCUCUGGUGCUCCUUCAAAAUGGAUUUCCCAAAACACCCGAAACGCCUGAAAAGAAGCUGGAGAUGAAGAGAGUUUCUGAAGUAAGGCUGGAGCAGAUUUGUUCCCUAGAAUUCCAGUCACCCCCAUCCAUCUCUCGGGGGGCUGGGAAACCCCCUGCCUCGCCUCCUGUGAGGGUCUUUCCAGGCACUGAGCAGCCGGACUUGGCUCUGGUGCUCCUUCAAAAUGGAUUUCCCAAAACACCCGAAACGCCUGAAAAGAAGCUGGAGAUGAAGAGAGUUUCUGAAAUCUGUUGUGCUGUGCUGGAGAGAAUGUUGGCAUGGGUGCUGGAUGCUGUGGCUACGGAGAAGCAGGGCAGGGCCUCCCCCACAGGAAAGGCGGUGAGAUGCUGGCUCCAAGUCUACAGCCUGGUGGUUUUCCAAGGCACGGCUCCACCGGAGCAUCUGCAGGCCCUCUUUGGGCACAUCUUCACCCGGGUGCUUACCUACAAUCCCCAUCUGACAGUCUCCGAUGCCAUCCAUCUGCAGAGGGAAUGGAGCUUUGCCAGGACCAGCUCGCUGCUUGCUACCUUAUACCGCAAAGUCUUCGUGGUCUUCCAGCCGGAGGAACUGACCCGGCGCUUGCAGCAGGUCCUGGAGACGAGCGAAGUAAACUGGCACCACGUCCUCUCGUGCGUCUCCACCUUCUUAGUCUGCCACUCCCAGUCAGAGCAGCUGGUUAAAGACCUCCUGGGGGGUCUCUUGCGGAAGGCCUUUGCCAACUACGACCUGGAGAGCUUGAUCACCGCGUUCUUAAUUGUCCGCCAAGCAGCCUUGGAAGGCCCUGCCUUAUUCCCCCCUUACGCCGAAUGGUUUAAGCUCACUUUUGGGAAUGGCAGCAGCCUCCACGGCGGCAGCAGGAAGGCCCUCAUCUUCUUCUUCAAGUUCCUGUCGCAGCUGGUGCCCUUCGAAGCUCCCCAGUACCUGAAG
Thamnophis sirtalis is the source of this 1610-nucleotide messenger RNA. The record is from RefSeq and is a predicted model, not a curated record. Lineage: Eukaryota; Metazoa; Chordata; Lepidosauria; Squamata; Natricidae.